Molecule: messenger RNA, 551 nt
Organism: Spodoptera littoralis (African cotton leafworm)
Lineage: Eukaryota; Metazoa; Arthropoda; Insecta; Lepidoptera; Noctuidae
Source: the annotation of a GenBank genome assembly
GAGUAAUAAAAACUAUUCUAUCGACUAUUGUUGUACCGAAUCUGUGAUAAAAACUAUCAAACGUUACCCAGGUCCCAAAACUUCGUUUUACCGAAUGUAAUUCAAAAAUAUUCAAUGAUUCUAAAUUCAAUGGCUAAGAAGAUUUAUACAAACUAUCAUUCCCUAUUUUAUCCCCUUAGGGGUGGAAUUUAUCAAAAUCCUUUCUAAAGGGACGUUUACGUCAUAAUAUCCAUCUGCACGCCGAAUUUCAACCCGAUCGGUGUAAAACUGACAUAGCUUCAUACAAACGUUCAUCCCCUACAUUACCCCAUUGGAGGUGGAAAUAAUCGAAAUCCUUACUUGGGGAUGCCUACGUCAUAACAUCUACCUGCAUGCCGAAUUUCAUCUGCAUCGGUGUAAAACUGACAAAGCUUCAUAUAAACUUUCACCCCCUUUUUUAACCCCGAUCGAUUUAAAAUUGACAAAGUCUCAUACAAACUUUCAUCCCCUAUUUUACCCCCUUGGGGGUGGAAAUUAUCAAAAUCCUUUCACAGCGGAUUACUACGGCAUAA